Molecule: messenger RNA, 1083 nt
Organism: Coniophora puteana RWD-64-598 SS2
Lineage: Eukaryota; Fungi; Basidiomycota; Agaricomycetes; Boletales; Coniophoraceae
Exons: 2
Coding region: 1-1083 (360 amino acids)
Source: RefSeq, a predicted model, not a curated record
AUGCGUACCAAGCUCAAGCCCACGCUCCUUCUCUAUGUCUCUCUCAUUCUUGCCUGCGUCGCCAUCGUCGACGCCAACUCCUUCGACACACACAGACGCGACCACCGUUUGAUCAAAAUGCGCGCUCCCGCUGAGUUCGCUCGCGGCCUGCUUGGUCUCGGUGAUAAUAAUCCUACCUCUUCCUCCUCUGCAGACUCUGCUUCUGCCUCGCCCUCCUCUUCUGCAUCGGCGACGGAUUCAGCGGCCUCAUCGUCUGCAUCGAGCUCCGUUGCUAGUGCCUCUGGCUCUCAGUCGUUAACAGGCACAUCAUCCGCGGCUAGCACCACUGGCUCAACAGGUCCCUUGGGAAGCUUAGUGGAUGGCCUGCUUCCUACAGUCAGCUCAGCUUCGACGACAGCCUCUUCGACGUCGGCCAGUACGACUUCCACCGCGUCUUCAACUCCUCAGCCGACCUCAGCGCCUCACACCAGCGCCACUCCCGUACAGAUAACGAGCAACUCGAAUGGAUACGUCGUCACAAUCACGAGUGACCCCGCUGCUCCGUCUCCUACCACCAACAACGACUCUUCGCAAGGCGCAGCAGCCACCAUCACCCACGCCACCUGGAUCUCCAUCGGAGCCGUGUUUGGUGGCAUCAUAGGUGUCGCUGUCAUCUGGACCAUCUUCCGCAAAUGGAAGUUCCGCAAGUCUCGCGAGUUCGACGACAGGAUGGCCCCCAUCGACUGGCUGCCCCCCGACGACAACAGCCACCGCGACUCCGGUCUGCCCGGCUCCUCCCGCCGCUACUCGAACGCGUCGUCCUUCCACUCGGGCAACGCCAACGAGGACAGCGUGCACGGCCACGGCGGGUACGCAUCCGCGCAGCACCCGAUUCCCGACCACGACUUCACCGCUGGUGCGGCCCACCUCGCGCCCAUCGGUGGAUACGCCGACCUCGCGCGCGGUGCGAGCCCGCAGCCUCAGAUGCACGACCUCCACCGCGGGGUCAGCAUGUCGCGGCCCAUGCCCACCGCCAGCCCCGCACCGAGCUACCACCCCGGGUACGAUCAAUACGGCAUGCCCGUGCACCACGGCGGGUACUAG